Molecule: messenger RNA, 1213 nt
Organism: Trachymyrmex septentrionalis
Lineage: Eukaryota; Metazoa; Arthropoda; Insecta; Hymenoptera; Formicidae
Exons: 4
Coding region: 46-1116 (356 amino acids)
Source: RefSeq, a predicted model, not a curated record
UUUUUUUGUGUCCGCUGCACUUCCGUGCUCUCCUUGGUUGGUAAUAUGCAUGUAGUUAUAAAUCCGGAAUUGGUAAUGGAAGUAGAAGCUAGGAUGAAUAGGGCUUACCUACCAUCGCGACUGUUACCAACUCACCUUAGAGGAUCAACACUUCCACACCACAGGAAAUCUUCAUUAUAUUAUACUAGCACUGUAAGUAAUAGGGAUUCGUAUAAGGAACCAAGCAGCCAUGUUGCUACUGAAAGAUACUCACCUGUUCGUCGGGCAUCGGAAGGAUCGGGUGCACCUGGACCAGGCAUACAAGCACUUCAACAAGAAUAUCAACAAUUACAAAGAUUAGCAUCACCUUCACACAGUCCUGCGAGUAUUCCUGGUUCUCCAGUUCACGAAAGAGGUGUAGCAGCAAUUACGCAAGGUCUCAGUGGUUUAACUACGACAUCAGUACAGGGUAGUAUCGUACACGGUACACCGGCACAACCACCGGCCACACCUUUAGAUUUGAGUCCACUUAGGCAUCAUAGAUCACCUGCAACUACUCCUGUGAGUUACUCUCCCAGCAAUAGCCCAGCAUUGGAUAUGAUACAAGAAGAACAUCCUGUAGAAAUAUCAAGGGUACCACCGCAAAUUUCAGUGACAGAUGUUCUUGGAGGACAAGUGACGUUAAUAAAUUGCUCGCCUUCUCCGUCUCCAUCGCCGGAUUCACUCGAAGAUACAUUACCUCAUUACAAUACUCUUCCGAGUUUUAUUAUUUCAGAGCCGUGCGAUCCUUCGAGACCUAGUAUAACACGCGGUAUCGGUAGACCACACAAUACGAUAGCUACCGAAGUCGAAGUUCCUUUAUCUGAUGAGUCAAGCAGAUUAAAUUCCGAAACUAUAUUAGGUCGUGUUAAACAAAUAAUAGAUGCAAGAGCGCCACCAAAAGGUUUUAUAUUUUCAAGAGAGGAAGUGAAAGGUAGUGGACUUAGUUUAGAAUAUCCAGGUGGUGUACAAAUUGAACUUAGGGUAUUUGAAUCGGAAGAAAGAGAAACGAAAGGAAUAAAAAUGCGUAGGAUUAGUGGGGACCAAUUGCAAUAUAGUCAACUUUGUCAGCAAUUGAUUUCAUGUAUUACUGUUUGACGACAACCAGCAUAUAAUAUAUGUUUUUUCAUACAUUACGUUACAUUCCUAGUGUAUCAUACACUAUUCAUUACAGUAUUGCAUAUACUGCAUAUAC